Ascochyta rabiei is the source of this 873-nucleotide messenger RNA. RefSeq lists its product as uncharacterized. Bases 1 to 873 code for a protein of 290 amino acids. The transcript has a single exon. The record is from RefSeq and is a predicted model, not a curated record. NCBI's taxonomy places the organism in Eukaryota, Fungi, Ascomycota, Dothideomycetes, Pleosporales, Didymellaceae.
AUGUCUACGCGCUUUGGCUACUUGUACACGGCUGCAAGCGUAUUGUGUAGAUAUCUGGACAAUCAACUGCGAGUCAGACACUCAUACCUUUUUGGAAGACUUGAACCUAGGACACACACACACACACACAGAGAGAGAGAGACACACACAGCCUCAUCUAGCUCUCCAAGCAUCCCCCCAUCCCCCCUCCCAACCAUGCCACCACCAACCUUCAGCACCCUGCACGCCACCCUCCUGGCCUCCACAAACCUCACCCACCCCCCAGCCCAUCCCCACACCCCCUCGCUAACCGCCCAAAUCUCCGCCCUCGCCCUCCACCCAACCCUCGAAGCAGCGCUGCACAUCCUAAACCACGACCUUCCCAGCGCACACUUCCUAGUCCGGCACCUGCAGGCCGCGCCUGCGCUGGAGGGGAUGCUGCUGCAUUCGAUUCUGCACCGCAGCGAGGGGGACAUGCAGAAUGCGCGGCUGUGGUUGAGCGACGUCGGGGAUGCGUGUAGUGGAUUUGUGCCGAAGAAGCGGGGGGAGGGGGUUAGGUUGGAAGGAGAGGUUGCGGAGGGGUGCAAGGGGAAGGGGAGAGGGGAGGAGGUUUCGCUUGUGGUGUUUGUGUAUGGGCAGGGAGGGGUUGGGGAGGGGUUGAGGCUUGUGGAUGAUGUUGAGGGGUACAGGAAGAGGAGGGGUGGGGGUGCGGAGGGGGAAGCGCUGAAAGGGAGGAUCAGGGAGGAGAUGGGUAGGGUGCUCGAGUGGUGUGUGGAUAAGUUUGGGUCUGGGGAGUGGGCGGAUGCGAGCAGUGCGUGGGUCAAGAAUAGUGACGAGGUGCAGAAGAUCAGCAAUGACAUGGUCGGUGGGGACAAGGGGUAUCGAAAGUUCUGA